Molecule: messenger RNA, 964 nt
Organism: Sphaerodactylus townsendi
Lineage: Eukaryota; Metazoa; Chordata; Lepidosauria; Squamata; Sphaerodactylidae
Gene: PPIC
Product: peptidylprolyl isomerase C
Exons: 6
Coding region: 89-739 (216 amino acids)
Biological process (GO): protein peptidyl-prolyl isomerization; protein folding
Cellular component (GO): intracellular membrane-bounded organelle
Molecular function (GO): peptidyl-prolyl cis-trans isomerase activity
Source: RefSeq, a predicted model, not a curated record
GCGGGGAGUGCCGCGCAGGCGUCUAGAGCGGCUGGCGAUUUAGUCUCGGUGAUGCUGGGCUCAGCCUAGCCGCGGGAGAGGGUCGAGCAUGGGCUGUGGCGUCGCCCGUGCAAUGGGGCCGUUGGCGCUCGCGUGCGUCUUCUUGUGCCUCUUGGGAUGUCUCCCCGAGGCCGACGGCUUCAGGAGGAAAGGACCUACCGUGACGGCCAAGGUAUUCUUUGAUAUACAGAUUGGUGGCAGAGAUGUUGGAAGAAUUGUAAUUGGAUUGUUUGGGAAAGUUGUACCAAAGACAGUAGAAAACUUUGUUAAACUUGCAACUGGAGAAAAAGGUUUUGGGUAUAAAGGAAGCAAAUUUCAUCGUGUUAUUAAAGAUUUCAUGAUUCAAGGAGGUGACUUCACAGCAGGAGAUGGCACUGGAGGAGUGAGCAUCUAUGGAGACCGGUUUCCUGAUGAAAACUUUAAACUCAAGCACUAUGGUAUUGGAUGGGUCAGCAUGGCUAACUCUGGGCCAGAUACUAAUGGUUCACAGUUCUUCAUUGCCGUGACAAAGCCUGGAUGGUUAGAUGGAAAACAUGUAGUAUUUGGAAAAGUCAUAGAUGGAAUGGUUGUGGUACAUGCCAUAGAACUCCAGCAAACUGAUGAACAUGACCGCCCUCUCCAAGACUGUAUGAUUGUAAACAGUGGGAAAAUAGAUGUGAAAGAACCGUUUGUGGUUGAAGUAGAUGAAUGGACAAGUUGACAGUGUGUGCAAAAGAACUAAACUUUGACAGAUUAUCUACAUAAAUGAGGAAUCUUUCCUAUACAGUAGAAGAGAAAUGAGUUUCAACUUGUUGAAAUACAACUUAUGCAAAAGGUGAACGUGCAAUUGCUACAGCUAUAUUACGUUGUCAUUUAAGAAAAAACUUUCGUUCAUUGUACCGAAUUUAUAGAUUAUGUAUACAUUAAAUUUCUACUAUUGUAAAAA